AUGCAGCUUGUGCUGCUGCAGGCUCCCCCCCCCCCAAACGCUCUCACCCAGCCCCUUGUCACGCAGGAGCGCUACGAAGCCGCCAUCCAGCGGUCGGCCAAGAAGACCUGGUCCGAGAUCCGGCAGCAGAGGUGGUCGUGGGCUGGCGCGCUCCACCAGGGCUCCCCUCGGCACAAGGAUGACCGGAGCUUGCAGCUGAGCCCCUGGGAGAGCAGCAUCGUGGACCGACUCAUGACGCCCACCCUCUCCUUCCUGGCCCGCAGCAGGAGCGCCGUGACGCUGGCCGGCACCGGCAAGGAGCAGGAGCAGGCCUUACCCCAUGGGCUCUCAAGCUGGUAUUCAGGCUGCGCCCCAGAGACAGCCCAGCGGCUGGAAGAGAUCAUGAAGAGGACGCGCAAGUCGGAUGCGGCCGAUGCCAAGAAGAAGGAAGAGAAGAAAAUGAUGAAUGGAAAAGAAGCCAGACAGGAGGCUGCUGCCAGCCCAGGCUGUGGGAAGCGAGCAGGGCCGCUGGCGAAGGAAGAGGAGCUCCCUGAAUCAGAGACAUCCAGCACCGAAAGCCAGGGGGUGCGGACAGGCCCUGAGGGGCUGCAGCAAAGCCUCCCCAGCAAGGACACGGCGCCCCUGGUGAAUGGCGUGCAGCCCAGCAAGCACGAGAACGGCUUUCCCGGGAAGGAGGCGGGCCAGGGCAUGCUGGAGCACCCCCAGCACAGCAGCAGCACCGACCCCAUCAUCCCCUUCGGCAACAAGGAGCCCUUCCUCAAGACGGCCGUCGUCAAGCCCCCUCAGGUCACAGGUAGGAGCUUCCCCUGUCUGCCCUCCUGGGGCCCGGCUGAGCGGCGCCCUCACGCUUGCCUGUUGGGGAUUCUCUGGGUGGGCCAGCAGGGGACGGGGCAUAGGGCCCAGUGGGGGGUUGGAGCCCCUGCAGGGCCGUUGUGGGGGGGAGGUUGGCUUGUGCAGAAAUGGCUGCAGAAAGGAGUUAAGACAACUCUAAAUAAGGAAGCAGCAUCAGGGCAAAGGCACCCACAGCAACUCAGUGUUGGCUUGUUCUGA
Messenger RNA from Pelodiscus sinensis (Chinese soft-shelled turtle), 1050 nucleotides. NCBI's taxonomy places the organism in Eukaryota, Metazoa, Chordata, Testudines, Trionychidae. The record is from RefSeq and is a predicted model, not a curated record.